This is a messenger RNA of Boeremia exigua, 1300 nucleotides long. RefSeq names its product mitochondrial carrier domain-containing protein. Gene Ontology annotation, biological process: mitochondrial transport. The record is from RefSeq and is a predicted model, not a curated record. Gene Ontology annotation, cellular component: mitochondrial membrane. The transcript is spliced from 4 exons. Bases 199 to 1131 code for a protein of 310 amino acids. Lineage: Eukaryota; Fungi; Ascomycota; Dothideomycetes; Pleosporales; Didymellaceae.
GCUCUUGCGACAACACUCCCCAGUUGACACCCACCGUCUAGCGUCAGCAAUCUCCACGACUCAAAUCAGAUCUUGCUCUUCUUCCACCACACCUGCGAUUAUUGAAUAGGCGCUCACACCUCCGAGUGAAAGAGGGCUUCCAGUACGGCUUGGCCGGAACCAGAAACAUCCAAAGAAUCGUCGGAUAAAGGGGCCAGAAUGUCAACAACGCUGGGGUCAUUUAUUGCGGGUGGAAUUGCAGCAUGCGGUGCGGUAACGGUUACCCACGGAUUCGAGACGGUGAAGAUCCGAUUGCAGCUGCAGGGAGAACUUCAAUCAAAAAAAGCUGCACCACGAAUGUACAAGGGUGUGUUCCAUGGCGUUAAGGUCAUUCUGUCGAACGAAGGCCCCAGGGGUCUUCUCCGUGGCAUCAACUGCGCCUACGUCUACCAGAUGACCCUCAAUGGGUGCCGACUAGGUUUCUACGAGCCCCUACGAGCGAACGUCACGAAAGCAAUCUAUCACGACCCUACAGUACAAUCGUUCGGUAUCAACAUCUUUUCUGGCGCUGCGUCAGGCAUUCUCGGAGCCGCCGCUGGCUCGCCCUUCUUCCUAGUCAAGACACGCUUGCAAUCGUUUUCGCCAUUUUUGCCUGUAGGCACACAGCACAACUACGCAGGCGCCGCCGAUGGUAUGCGCAAAAUCUACAGGAGUGAAGGCAUAAAGGGUCUUUACCGUGGGGUGGGACCAGCGAUGGUGCGCACAGGUUUCGGCAGCUCGGUACAGCUUCCAACAUACUUUUUUGCGAAGAGACGGUUGGUCAAACAUCUUGGGAUGGAAGAGGGGAUGCCACUCCACAUUGCUAGUAGUACGGCUAGUGGGUUCGUCGUCUGCUGCGUUAUGCAUCCUCCGGAUACCAUCAUGUCGCGUAUGUACAACCAGACCGGAAAUCUGUACAGCUCAGCAUUCGACUGCCUGUACCGAACAGUCAAGACAGAAGGCAUCAUGGCCAUGUACAAGGGCUACUUCGCACAUCUUGCGCGCAUUCUGCCACACACGAUUCUCACCCUCACACUCGCCGAACAGACGAACAAGUACAUGCGCAGGGUCGAAGGCAGGCUCGGAUUCACAGGAGCCAAGGCCGCCAUGUAAAAGUGUGUGGACUUUACAUAAUGUACAACAUUUAUUGCAUAGCGCGUUGGGGAGCAGGUAUAAAAACGGUUUCAAUUCGGGUACAGACAAGGUUCUUGAUGCGCGCAAGGUCUGCAGCGCUCGGGCAUUGGGGGUCAAUUACAUGAUCUUUCAGAGGUUCAAAAUUUCA